This is a messenger RNA of Camellia sinensis, 2027 nucleotides long. RefSeq names its product TOM1-like protein 3. Gene Ontology annotation, biological process: protein transport to vacuole involved in ubiquitin-dependent protein catabolic process via the multivesicular body sorting pathway. The record is from RefSeq and is a predicted model, not a curated record. NCBI's taxonomy places the organism in Eukaryota, Viridiplantae, Streptophyta, Magnoliopsida, Ericales, Theaceae. Gene Ontology annotation, molecular function: phosphatidylinositol binding; ubiquitin binding.
UCCUACUUCGCCAAACAGACACGUUAAAAGUUUUAUUCAAAGUUAAACAAAUUCUAAACAAUACACACACCUCUCUCUCUCUCUCUCGCUCUCUGUUUGUAAGUCCAUAUAGAUAUAUUCUAUACACUUUCUCUCUCUAGACUCCGUUGUGGGCGUGGCGUUGUUGAUAGGAAGAUCACAGGUGGGUGGCUUGGGAGAAGGUGUAGACAGUGGACUGACAUGGCUAAUAACGCUGCAUCAUGUGUCGAGAGGGCAACGAGUGACAUGCUGAUUGGUACAGACUGGGCUAUAAAUAUCGAGCUAUGUGAUAUAAUAAACAGGGAUCCUGGGCAAGCAAAGGAUGCCUUGAAGCUACUCAAGAAGCGUCUGGGGAGCAAAAAUCCUAAAAUACAGCUGCUUGCUCUUUUUGUACUAGAUACACUCGGUAAAAACUGUGGGGAGAAUAUUUUCCAGCAAAUUGUUGAGCGGGAUAUCUUACAUGAGAUGGUCAAAAUUGUAAAGAAGAAGCCUGAUUUAAAUGUGAGGGAGAAGAUAUUAAUUUCGAUAGAUACAUGGCAAGAAGCAUUGGGAGGACCUCGGGGAAGGCAUCCACAGUAUUAUGCGGCAUUUAAUGAACUGAAGGCUGCUGGAGUAGAAUUUCCUCCCAGAGAGGAAAACAGUGUACCAUUAUUCACACCUCCACAAAACCAGCCAGUAAGUCACCCUGCUUCAGCAUACGAGGAAGGUGCUAUUCAGGCCUCUCUUCAGUCUGAUGCUUCUGAACUCAGCAUGGCGGAGAUUCAUACUGCUCAGGGUCUAGCAGAUGUUUUAAUGGAAAUGCUUGGUGCCUUGGAUCCUCAGAAUCGUGAGGGAGUACAGCAAGAGGUGAUUGUUGACCUUGUUGAGCAGUGCCGCUCUUACCAAAAGCGUGUCAUGGUUCUUGUGAACAAUACUGCGGAUGAAGAGCUUCUAUGCAUGGGAUUGGCUUUGAAUGAUGAGCUUCAGCAUGUUCUUCGCUGCCAUGACAAUGUAGCAAAAGGAACCACUGCUGUUGCAGUAGGAACAGCAGAAAAUUCAGUUGCACCUGUUGUGAAUGUGAAUCAUGAGGAUGAAGAGUCCGAUGAUGAUUUUUCCCAGCUAGCACACAGGUCAUUAAGGGACACUUUGCAGGGAAGAAGACUGAAACCAGCCAAUCCUAACAACGAACCUGUGCGAAUCAACCCAAUUCUUCCUCCCCCACCCUCAUUCAAAAAGUCGACCUCAGAUGCCGGGAUGGUCGACUAUCUAAGUGGUGAUGCUUAUAAUGCUGAAAGAUCUUUCCCGAAUCAUUCAAACAACACAAAUUCUGUCCUACCGUUGUCAGCUCCAACACUAUCUUCAUCCUCUCCUCCCCCUGAUUUCAUAAACCCGACUGCGCCAAUGUUCACUGGGCAUUCCACUUACGAUCAACGAUCUCCAACGACCAAAUCAUCCGAUCGUUCACCACUAACUCCUCGUGACGUUCAGUCUCCUCUCUUGAUUCCACCCCCACCUUCCAAGUACAACCAGAGACAACAGUUCUUCGAGCAACACCAAGCUUUGUCAGGCAGUGCUUCUCCUUCGAGGCAGAUCCGGUUCCUCUCCGAUGGCUUAGUUGGGCCGAGUCAUCUCUCUCUUAACCCUUCUACCCCCACUAAACAAGAGACGCAGGAAGAUGCACUUUUCAGAGAUCUGGUUGAUUUUGCAAAAGCCAGGUCAUCUUCGUCUUCAAAACCCAAUGGGUCAUUUUGAGUGGAUGUGUAAUUAGUAUGGAGUAUAUUUGUUGUGGGUAUAGUUUUUUUGAGUAUUGUUGGUUUCAUUAGUUUUAUACCGUGAAGACUCGCCAAAUAAAUGUUGGUGGGAACUAGGGUUCUGACUUUUACAGGUUAGAUUUUAAGAGUUGGGAACUUGGGUUUCCCUUCCACCAUUGGCUUCUGGUGUAGAGGAUAUGAACUGCUUAUUGGAUUUAUAUGUAAGAGUUUGUGAAUGUAUGUAUAUUCUGUUUGAUUCUGAAUUGGUUUUUGGCUCUA